GGGAUCGCUCUCGCGACGUCGAGGCGUCUCGAUCGUCGCGAUGGCGGGCCGGCGGAAGAAGCAGCAGAAGCGAAAGGAGAAGUCGUCGUCGUCCUCGCCGCCGGCGUCGCCGUCGCCGGCGUCCUCCGGCGAUCCCGCGGCGUCGCCGGCGUCGCCGUCCGCGUCGACGAACGACGCGUCACCGCCGCGCGGGCCCGAGCGACUCUCCCAGAACGACUGGGCCGAGAUCGAGCGUCAGAACGCGAUCGCCGCCGCCGCGAAAGCCGCCGCGCCGGGGCCCGGCCCGGCGCGAGACGGUAUCCUGGACAAGCUCCUCAGCUCCGACGCGAUGCUGCUGUUCGCGGUGGACGGCGUGUGCCCGGAGCUCGUGAACGGGCGAGUCGCGAUGUUCGGGUUUUUCACCGCGCUGAUCAAAGAGCUGGUCACGGGGCAGUCGUUCACGACGCAGCUGGCGUAUAAUCUCACGCACGGCGUCUCGCCGACGAUCAUCGCGCUCGUCCUCGUUGGCACGCUCGCGCCGUCGUUCAUGGCGGACGCGAAGGAGACGCCGUGGACGGGCGGCGACGGCGUCGCGCGGUACAACGACGACGCCACGGCGAAAGGGAAGCGGCGGUACCUGUGCGAUCCGAGGGCGCUCGACGUCAGGCGCGUUCACAUGAUUCACACUGGUCCCCAUACGACCGCCGGCUUGCCCGGGAUCGAUUCGCCCGUCGGUCGCCUGGGGUUCGCGCCAGUCGCGGAGCUUUGGAACGGGCGCGCGGCGAUGACGGGGUUGAUCUUGACGUUCGUCAUCGAGGGCGCGCUCGGGCACGGGAUAUUCAGGGCGUGACGCGACGCGAUUACGCGACGCGAUGGAUGAUGGACGGAGGAUGGAUCGACAGAGGGAAUGGGGCGCGGGCGUCGCGACGCCGAAGAAUACCUGUAGUAUCACUUUUUACAGUAUG
Molecule: messenger RNA, 944 nt
Organism: Micromonas pusilla CCMP1545
Lineage: Eukaryota; Viridiplantae; Chlorophyta; Mamiellophyceae; Mamiellales; Mamiellaceae
Exons: 4
Coding region: 41-829 (262 amino acids)
Source: RefSeq, a predicted model, not a curated record